This is a messenger RNA of Ilyonectria robusta, 1769 nucleotides long. RefSeq names its product general substrate transporter. Bases 1 to 1704 code for a protein of 567 amino acids. NCBI's taxonomy places the organism in Eukaryota, Fungi, Ascomycota, Sordariomycetes, Hypocreales, Nectriaceae. The record is from RefSeq and is a predicted model, not a curated record. Gene Ontology annotation, molecular function: carbohydrate:proton symporter activity. The transcript is spliced from 5 exons. Gene Ontology annotation, biological process: carbohydrate transport; transmembrane transport. Gene Ontology annotation, cellular component: membrane.
AUGUAUCCACUGCGACUUAUAAAAGAGUCACGAAAAUCCAACACAAUGGGCGUGUCGAAGCUCGCUCUCUCCAAGCCCAAAGAUGAGGCCGGUAAAUCUUGGCCGGCUAUCGCCAUAGGCGCCUUUGUCGCCUUCGGCGGCGUUCUCUUCGGCUAUGAUACCGGCACUAUCGGCGGUAUCCUGGCCAUGGAGCACUGGAAAGAACUCUUCUCGACCGGUUACACGGAUUCUCAAGGUCACCCUGAUGUUUCUCCUUCCCAGUCCGCAGCGAUUGUCUCUAUUCUCUCGGCAGGCACCUUUUUCGGCGCCCUUUCCUCGCCGUUCCUCGGCGACUAUAUUGGUCGCCGAUGGGCACUCAUCGCAUCGUCCUGGGUCUUUAACUUGGGCGUUAUUCUCCAGACGGCAGCCACCUCGAUUCCCCUUUUCCUAGCUGGCCGAUUCAUGGCUGGUUUCGGUGUCGGUUUAAUCUCAGCUUUGAUUCCACUUUAUCAAUCUGAGACGGCCCCGAAAUGGAUCCGAGGCGCUAUUGUUGGUGCCUACCAGUUCGCCAUUACUAUCGGCCUUCUCCUUGCCGCAGUGGUGAAUAACGCAACCCAGGCACGAGAUGAUACUGGCUCAUACCGUAUCCCGAUCGCCGUGCAAUUCGCCUUCGCUCUCGUUUUGAUUGGCGGCAUGCUAGUGCUUCCAGAAACUCCCCGUUACCUUAUAAUGAAAGACAAGGUUGAGCAGGCCGCUCAGUCCCUAGCGAAGCUCCGGAGACUUGCCCCGGAUCAUCCCUCGAUUUUGGGAGAGCUGAGCGAAAUCAAAGCGAACCACGACUACGAACGGAACUUGACUAAAUCGAGCUACAUUGACUGUUUCCGCGGUCCGUUGGCCAAGAGACAAUGGACAGGCAUGGGACUCCAAGCCCUUCAGCAGUUCACUGGUAUCAAUUUCAUAUUUUACUACGGCACCCAGUACUUCAAAAAUUCCGGCAUGGACGACUCCUUCAUCAUUCAGGUCAUCACUUCAUGCGUCAAUGUUGGAUCGACUAUUCCUGGACUAUACGCCAUCGACAAAUGGGGACGCCGCCCUCUCCUUUUCUGGGGUGCCGUCGGUAUGUGCGUUUCGCAGUUUAUUGUCGCCAUGCUGGGAACUUUGACGACAGCCCAAGACAGUGUCGGUAACACUAUUGUCUAUAACGUCGCGGCUCAAAAGGCUGGCAUCGCCUUCAUCUGCAUCUAUAUCUUCUUCUUUGCCUCCACCUGGGGACCAAUCGCCUGGGUUGUCACUGGCGAGAUCUUUCCGCUGCACACGCGCGCCAAGAGCCUCUCCAUCACAACGGCAACCAACUGGCUACUCAACUGGGCCAUCGCGUACGCUACCCCCUAUCUAGUCAAUUAUGGGCCCGGUAACGCGAACCUGCAGUCCAAGAUCUUUUUCAUUUGGUUUGGCGCCUGUUUCGUCUGCGUGGCGUUUGUAUACUUCUUCAUUUACGAGACGAAAGGGCUUGCACUGGAAGAGGUCGACGAGCUAUACAACGAAGUCAGCGACGCGCGCAAGAGCACCAAGUGGCGGCCCACCAUUACUUUCAAGGAACGUGAGGCUGCUGCGGGUCACAUAGGCGUGCUGAGCGUUGGCGGUGAAAAGGCGGAUUCUGAGAGCAAUGGCCAUAGACUGAGCCACGAUAGUGCCGAGCACGACAGACGCACCGAGUCCGCCUGAGAUGAGACACUGGGAGCACUAUCUUCGGACCCUUCGGGACAAGCUCGUCAAGCGGACCUCACAGU